This is a messenger RNA of Chaetomium globosum CBS 148.51, 6162 nucleotides long. RefSeq lists its product as uncharacterized. The coding region runs from base 1 to 6162 and encodes 2053 amino acids. Gene Ontology annotation, cellular component: nuclear body. Gene Ontology annotation, molecular function: helicase activity; transcription termination site sequence-specific DNA binding. The record is from RefSeq and is a predicted model, not a curated record. Lineage: Eukaryota; Fungi; Ascomycota; Sordariomycetes; Sordariales; Chaetomiaceae. Gene Ontology annotation, biological process: termination of RNA polymerase II transcription. The transcript has 4 exons.
AUGGAGCCGAAUGCUCUUCUGCAGGCUGCUCUUGCGUGGCAUCGUGUGUUUGAGGACCGCCCACCAGAUGCGCAUCUAUGCUGCCCCAAGAUCGACGAAGAAGAUUUCGCGAACUACGACGAGCCCAAUGUUCCUGACGAAGGCGGGCUUUCAGCCGAAGAAAAGCAAGGCCGAAUCGAAGAAUACGAGAGCAGGUUUCAGAAUACCUAUGAUCUCAGCAUCCUAAUGGGCCUCGGCAGGGAGGUUGCCGGCGAAUGGCUGGACAAUUGGACACAGGCUGUCGAUGCCUGUCUCACGCGGUGCGACUCGUGCGUGAGAAACUGGCAUCGAACCCGUCAGCCAUACCUCAGCGGCUUGCACCUCGCACCGGAAAUGAUCGAUUACAUGCGGAUCAAGCUCGCCGAGUUUGACCAACUACGUAUCGACAAGGGCCUCCAGAACGCGAGGUCAAUUCUCGAGGCGAAGGGACCCAUGACGACGGCCAAGCUAGUUGAGCACGACAUGUCGGCUGUCAUCGCUCUUUUUGAGGCCCUCUGCAGUACCGAAUAUCUCGCCGGCCCUGGGAAUAAAGAAGCCUUCACCUACGUCUUCGAGAACACGCAGCAAAAACGGCCGCUGCGGAUGCAAGGAGGUCUCAUACCCACCAUGACCCACUUUCUCUUCGACGAACCUUCUACCCCUUAUAAACAAAAGUUUGCCGAGUGUGCUUGGGAGAAACGGGCGCUUGGGUCUAUCACGGAUCAGGAAUGGGACUGGGCUAUCUGCCCUCAUUUGAGCAGCGCGAUCCUGCGAGUGUCUCUGUCCAGAGGAAUGCCGACGCCGGACAAAAUUUGCAGGUUUUGGCAUGGGUUUUCCCUCAUCCUCUGGUCUCUGAGCGAGAAGCAGAUUAUCAACUCUCUCAGGGCGAUGGAGGUAUCGCCGAGCGUCUACUUUCUUGCCUUGGAGCACCUGGCCACUGAUUCCGACGAAGCCCUGGCCGUGGUUUUGAAGGGUCUUCGGGGGCUCAUGGAAAAGUCCUCAAGCGCGUUCUGGUCCGCGUUUGACCAAGUCACCCCCAGCCAACUCGUCGAGGAGAUUUUCAAGAGCCCCGCAUUCCGCCGCUUUCUGAACAAGUCACUGGCACCAGACAUGAUGGUUACUGAAGGGGACAAUCAACUACCGGCCCUGGCGGCUUGGAUGGGGGCAUUCAUACGGUCCUUGCCCACAAUACAGCGAUCGGACGUGUGCGAAUCAUUGCUGCGGCAUCUCUUCGACACAUUUCGUCGGGAUCCGGCCGCGGACCGGGCCGCCCAAGCGACCUGCACCCUUGCGGGUUUGGUUACUCUCAGGGAGUCGCUUGAUGGCUAUCUUCAUCAAGAAGCCCCGUUUGACACGGGCACUGCGCUCAUCAUGGUGAACCAGCUGCUCAACCGCGUCAUUCAGUACAGUGAUGUGAUUAUCACCGCCGCUGGUCUCAAACCCGGAGACACCUUCAACGUCGGCAUUUCUCAGGCGGCAAUGGGCAUUAUCCACUCCGCCCUAGCAUUGGAUGCCAGGGCGACGGAGAUUGAGUGGAAAGCGUUGACUACUGGGAUACCAGUACAGGAUGCUGUGAAUCGGGACUCUGGGGUGCUGUGGGAAUCCUUCCUCGAGAUGCUAUGGUAUGGGCAGCUUGGACACGCUGAGCUAGCGAAGGCCAUGCUGAUGGCUACACUGCGGCUUCGAAGCAUUGAGCGGUUCAUGCCUAAGCGCAAGGAGCAACUUAAGCCGGAGCAACAAAAGUUUAAUACAAGGUAUCAGCAGCAAACGACAGCAAUAGGGCGGAUGCUCGGCCGGCUUUCCGAUUUCAAGCAAGAGGACCUCGUCAAGUUUUGCUCGGAGCGUCAGAGCCCGACCAUCCACCCCAUCAUAUCGUCAUUGAUUCACGGCGAAGAUGCUAUUCGGGAGGCUGGCUUCGAACUGCUCAAGGCUAUCACUAGCGAGGGCCUGCCCUCUGAGGCGGUGGGCAAGAUGUUGGAGGACUAUUUCACCCCCUUCCUGAAUGCGUUCUCGGAAGCAGUGCAUAGCGUCACUGCGAAGAAUGGCACAACUAGCCCCUGGAGUCAUAUGCUGCCAAUCCUCAAGUGCAGCGAGUUCGUUCUAAACGGCCUUUGCGACCCUUCUUCGGGCCAGCUGAGGCGCAAAACCCUCACCUCGGAAGAACACGCUGCUGUCCAGCGGUGGUGGGAGUGUGCGUGGCAGGUCGUUGAUCACUCAUUCGUUAUGAUGAGGGUAUGGCACGAAAGGGUUGACAAGAAGAUCAUGGAGGACUUCUGCCGAGACGUCAUGGAGCUGGGCAACAAGCUGUUCGCCCAGGACGGAGUCAUGGCCUCGGCUCUGAGCCAGCAUAGCGGCGACGACGGCGGUCAGGCUAACGGGGAUGCGACGACGAAGGCUUUGAAAGCCGUCCUGGAACCCCCCAGGAGGUAUUCGUUCUCUCUUGCCGACAUGCUGCAGCUGAGAGACAAGUAUCUCAUCGCGGGCAUCAUUGAGGUGAUCAAGAAGCUUCUGGCAAGACUAAAACAGAACGACAUGGUCUUGCCCAACAAGGCUGUUGUGCACCUCCACAACAUGCUCCGGCGGAGGAAGCUCGCCGGUGGAAGACUAGACUACGCUCAGAAGACCAACUUGACCGAUGAGCAGCGAAUUGAGUUGCUCAAGGCCCUUGGGGAAGAUGCCGUGAUCGAGGAACAGUUUAUGGGGCCUAAACCUGGCGAGAGGGAGGCCAAAGAAAAGGAGCGGGCCAUGAAGCAGAGCAAGAUUGACUUCUCCAGGGGUGUUCCGAGCACUUCCACCAAAGGUCGGUUUGCCGAGAUCACCCCUAACUUCGAGAAACGCGGGUCUGCGCUGCUCGCUAAAUUGAAAGAGGAGGGCCCAAAGCCCAAACAGCCAACCAAGCUGGAUCAAAAAGCCGUCCUCGCAAAUCAAUCAUCGAUCAAAGAAGCCAGGGCCCGGGAAAAGGCCGAAAAGGCGAGGAGAGAUGCCGAGGCAAUUGCGAAAGCGAAAGCCUUGCGAGCGCCGCCCAAGACCGUCCCUGGCGAAGGUUCUGGCCUCCAAGGCAUCGCCGGUGUCCGGGGCAAGGAUCAUGCGCCGGUCGUCAAGGAUGAGAUCAUGGUUGGCUCGUCCUCGGAAGAGGAAGAUGACUCUGAAGACGAACGGAUAGCAUUAAAAGCGAAAGCGGGGAACAAGAACCUCACUGACACUGAGCGCCGCCGGUUGCUCAUGCUGGCCGAGAAACGGGGCCCCGUAAAGAAGGUCAAGCUCCAGCGGUCAGCAAAGGAUAUGCGAGCGCGCUUGAUCCCCCCCAUGGAUGUUCUCCACCAGGCAAUUCUGGAGUGGGAUAUUUUCCACGAAGGCAACGACCCCCCCAACGGCUACAGGUGCGAUCGCGUUUCGGACGACUAUUCGGAUCCCCACAGCUACAAGCAGACCUUCUUCCCUCUCCUCAUCAAUGAGGCCUGGCGAUCGUUUGUCACGUCCAAAGACGAGGCCACGUCCAAGCCUUUCGGUAUCAAGGUUCUUAACCGCAUGACGGUCGAUAAGUUUAUGGAAGUUACCGCCUCAGUUCCCGCCCAAAUCAGCAAAGACCGGGGUCUAUCUGAGGGAGACAUCGUCCUUGUCUCAAGAGGGGAAGAUCCGCUCAAUCAGCCGACGGAGUUGCAUUGCCUUUCUCGUAUCUGGAAAACCAGUUAUAAAAAGGACACCGUCGAAGUCGUCUACCGCCUCAAUGCCAGAGGCAACCAGAUUCUCCCGGCACUCCUUCCUGGCUCCGAGUUUAAUGUCGUCAAAAUCACCAACAUGACGACCAUUGAACGUGAAUAUGCGGCGUUGGAGAGUCUGCAAUAUUAUGACUUAAUGGACGAGGUGCUGAAGGCGCAGCCGUCCCCGAUGCUAACGUUCGGCAAUGAAGCGGUUAAGGGGGUCAUGGAGAAUUACCAACUCAACCCCGGCCAAGCUCGUGCUAUCCUGAAUGCUAAGGAGAACGAUGGCUUUACCUUGGUUCAGGGCCCACCAGGGACUGGUAAAACAAAAACCAUUGUCGCCAUGGUCGGCUGCCUCUUAACGGGAGUCCUGAAGUCGUCCAGCGGUGCAGUCCCCGUCGUGAGGCCCGGUGCCGCCUCCAUUAACCAGGCGCCUUCCAAGAAGUUGCUAGUCUGCGCGCCCAGCAACGCGGCUGUAGACGAACUGGUACUGCGGUUGAAGGCUGGUGUCAAGACGAUGAAUGGAGCGUCCCACAAAAUCGAGGUUAUACGCCUGGGUCGUACCGACGCCAUUAACGCUGCCGUCAAAGAUGUGACGCUUGAUGAAUUGGUCAAAGCCCGGAUGGAUAGCGCAAUGAAUAAUAGCGGCCCGAGUGAUCGCGAAAAACUACAUCAGGAGGCCGGUAUGCUUAAGGAGAAGAUCACUGAGCUGCGGCCUCAGCUCGAGGCCGCCCGGGCAAGUGGUGACCGCACGUUCAUUAUGAAGCUGCAACGGGAGUUUGAUGAUCUAAAGCACCGCCAGGCUCACGUUGGCGCCAAGAUCGACGCCAACAAGAGCAACGGAAACACGUUCGCGCGUGAGGUCGAGAUCAAGCGUCGGCAAAUCCAGCAAGAUAUCCUCGACAAAGCCCAGGUUCUCUGCGCCACGUUGAGCGGCAGCGGCCACGAGAUGUUCAAAAAUCUCAAUGUCGAGUUUGAAACGGUCAUCAUCGAUGAGGCUGCGCAGUGCGUGGAGCUGAGCGCUCUCAUCCCCUUGAAGUACGGCUGUUCCAAAUGCAUUCUCGUCGGAGAUCCCAAGCAACUACCCCCCACAGUGCUCUCACAAUCUGCUGCUCGGUACGGCUACGACCAGAGUUUGUUUGUGCGGAUGCAGAAGAACCAUGCUAAGGACGUUCAUCUGCUCGAUAUGCAAUACCGUAUGCACCCGGAGAUCAGCAAAUUCCCUAGCAAGGAAUUUUACGAAGGCUUGCUCCAAGACGGUGCGGAUAUGGGACAGCUUCGUAUGCAGCCGUGGCACCAGAGCGAACUUCUUGGCCCCUAUCGGUUCUUUGACGUCAAGGGCUCCCAGUCGCGGGGGCCGAGAAACCAGUCACUAGUCAAUGACGAAGAGCUGAAGGUUGCCAUGCAGCUCUACCAUCGAUUCCGCACUGACUACGGCAAUGUCGAGCUAAAGGGCAAGAUCGGCAUCAUCACUCCGUACAAGGCUCAGCUGUUUCGGCUGCGACAGCGGUUCGCCGAGAAGUAUGGCGACGGGAUCGCCGAGGAGAUCGAAUUCAACACCACGGACGCCUUCCAGGGCCGUGAGUGCGAGAUCAUCAUCUUCUCUUGUGUCCGAGCUAGCCCAACCGGCGGUAUCGGUUUCAUGACGGAUAUCCGUCGUAUGAACGUCGGCCUGACCCGCGCCAGGUCCUCGCUAUGGAUCCUGGGUGAUUCUCGCGCGCUGGUGCAGGGCGAGUUCUGGGGCAAACUCAUCGAGGACGCGAAGGAGCGCGAUCGCUACACAAGUGGCAAUGUCAUGACCCUGCUCGACCGACCGGGCCGACAAGUGCCCCUGCCGUUGCCUACUGCGUCGUCCUCUGAGUUAUCUCAGCCCCUCGGCCCCAUGGAGUUGAAAAACGACGUUGCCAUGACCGAUGCGCCCGAACCUCCCCAACAAUGGUCCGCUGCAACAAGAACGCAUAACCAGGAUGCAGUCCCAGCUGCUCCGACGCUCCCGUGCCAUGGUUCAGGCAUCGGUGGUCUCAAUGGGAAAGGGGAGAUUACAUCGAUGCUACCCAGGGGUGGAAACGCGCCCGUCAUUCAGUCCACCGCUGGCGCCGCAGGGAAAAAGCGGCCGCGGGAUGACGAGGACGGCCGCGCCGGCACAAAGAAGCCCAUCCAGGCGCACCCCGGCUCAGACCGAGGCCCCGUGAAGGCCCCAACAGGUCCCGGUAAGCACAAACAAGCAAAACCGCCAACUGAUCCCUCGGCGAUGGAAGUGCUGGGUUUGAUUCCUCCGUCGCGUGCGCCUGCCCAACCAUCCCAGCCGGCUCAACAACCACACAUCCGGCCGCCUGGUGGAACUAGGCCCAAUGGAGCUCCCAAUGCGCCAAAGGGACCGGUGACGAUGCCCAAGAAACCGGCUGCGGACCCGUUUAUUAGACGGAAGCCGGGCAAGCGUUAA